CGCCUUCCCGCCGGCGGAAGCGGGAGUGACGGCACUGAGGGCGACGCCAAGAUGGCGGCACCCAGCUUGCUGCGGGGGGCGUUUAGGCGGCUGUUCGCCGGGCUCUGGGGAAGCGGCUGGGUCGCACCACCGGCUAGAACCCUCCGGGAGGUCGUGGAGGUGACUGAAGGCAACACGACCAUAAUUGAAGGGAAAAUUAUUGAGGAUGCUGAAACACCACCACCUCCUAACCCCUCUGGCCAGUGUCCUAUCUGUCGCUGGAACCUGAAGCAUAAGUACGAUUAUGUGGAUGUCUUGCUGUUGAGCCAGUUUAUCCGUUCUGAUGGAGGGAUGCUGCCACGAAGGAUCACAGGCCUGUGUUUGGAGGAGCACAAGAAGAUUGCUGCCUGUGUGCAGAUGGCGCACCGUGCAGGUUUACUGCCAAACCACAGGCCUUUACUUACUGAAGGGCAUGUUCCCAGGAAACCCAAGUUGAACAGGUAUCUGACUCGUUGGUCCGUCAGAUCUGCAAAGCCCAUCUGGAAGAGGGGCCCUAAGUGGUGCAAAGUUCCCAUGCCAGUUGGACACCUUCUUCUGAAGGAUAAUGUCAAAUUUAUACACAAGCCCCUUUAUUACAACCACUAGAUUCCCGAACUGGCACAGUCAAGGAGCACAGCUGUUUUACACUGCUCUGCUUUUUUGUUUGCAAGUUUGUUGGUAUCUCCAAUUUCCAAAUUCAGAAACUCUCAUUAGUGUCCUGUAUUGCCUCUGGCGAAUGAGCUGCGAUCUGUUCCUCAAGGAAAACACGGGAUUCAGCAAAGCAGAAUUCAACGUUCGGAAUGAUUUUGGAGAAAGCAUGGGGCAAAGAUUUUACCUCAAAGCCAGGAAGGAUCUGAAGGCUUCUGUGUCACUGUAGUCUGCUGCUGGGUUUGGAAAGGCGGUUUCCUUCUUUUCCUGGAAAUAAAUGGUAAUUCCCCUUUAACGUGUUUCAGUUUGGAUUUGCCUCAUUUGGGCUGUUGUAUCUCUGACUUCCUGGAGCUCUGUGUCUCCUAAGCAGUAACAAAUUAGGUUAAUGACUACCAAAGUUAACUAUAUUUAAAAUCUGUGCUAUCCAUAAUUUGCAGCAGAAAACACAUGGCGGUGGCAGGCAAACGUGUAUUUCUUGCACAUGCACUUCAGCAUUCCAAGCUUGUGCAUCCUUCCUGGAUCAAGCAAAUACAGAAUGUUGAUGUUCCAGACAAACGGACUUCGUUUUCUCCUUGCAAAUAAAUGCAUUUUCUAUGUUUUCCAUGUCAGUGAUGAGGGUCCUUCCCAGGAUAGUUUUGGGCUGACAGAUGCGCAUAAUUUUCCAUAUUGUAAGUAAAAGCGCCAUUUCUCUUGUAUAAUGUCUAUGUGCAACUUUCACUGAUCAUUUCUACUUGAGAAGUGCUAAUUAAGGGCCUUAUGUGAAAGGCUUAUUAAAUUAUCAGGGUCA
This is a messenger RNA of Coturnix japonica (Japanese quail), 1453 nucleotides long. It is a transcript of the gene MRPS18A, whose product is annotated as mitochondrial ribosomal protein S18A. Gene Ontology annotation, biological process: mitochondrial translation. The record is from RefSeq and is a predicted model, not a curated record. Lineage: Eukaryota; Metazoa; Chordata; Aves; Galliformes; Phasianidae. Gene Ontology annotation, cellular component: mitochondrial small ribosomal subunit; ribosome. Gene Ontology annotation, molecular function: structural constituent of ribosome; small ribosomal subunit rRNA binding.